Molecule: messenger RNA, 2203 nt
Organism: Pocillopora verrucosa
Lineage: Eukaryota; Metazoa; Cnidaria; Anthozoa; Scleractinia; Pocilloporidae
Cellular component (GO): external side of plasma membrane
Molecular function (GO): signaling receptor activity
Source: RefSeq, a predicted model, not a curated record
ACAGUCUCAACGAUUUAUGUUUACGGUCUACUACAUUUCCGGCAGUGGCUUACGACGAACGACUGCCCACAACUAAUAGAGGGUUAGCUAAAAUGUUUUGGUUCGCGCGAACCGAACGCUGAAAUUGGAAGGUGUAAUCGCCUCUGAACCCUACGAGUGAUCGAAUCAGUCAUCAUUACAUGUGGCGGUAUUGGUCCAAGAUCACGCACUUUCACUGUAAACAAACAGCGACAUCGAUAUUGCAGAGCGUUUUGAAGAGAAUCGUGCCAUGAAGACAAGUUUGGAAGAUCAGUUUAUUGUUUUGUCAUUACUCUGGACAUGCUGUGGUUUGAUGAGUUUGCUUCUUGUUGUCGGAGCUGAUGGCAUUGAAAGAAGGAACGGCGAUGUGCAGUAUUGUCCUUACUUUAAAAAUCGAGGUCCGUCUCGGCAGGAAAAUUUGAGAAAUUGCAGUUGGUAUAAAGAGAAUUCAUGCUGUCAUGACGAAGAAAUUGAGUUUGCUUUCCGUCAGUUAUCACCACUUGAAGGUGCAAACGGCCAGUGUGCACAAUAUAUGAACUACUUGUACUGCUACAUAUGUGCACCGAAUCAAAAUACGUUUUUCAAGGAUUUUACUCUGACCGUAUGUGAAGAAUUCUGCGAUCACAUCUAUAACGCGUGCCAAAACGCAAUCUUGAAAGGGCGUAAACUCAAGCACGUUUAUAAAAGUGGCCAAGAGUUCUGCAAGGCCCGACGAUUCAAAACGGAUAAAGAAGCCCACGGAAAGUGCUUCACUUAUAAAGGAAAACCAAACACAAAGAGUGCGUCCCAACAAUUAAGCGUGAAUAGCAAGUUUGUAGCUGUGUUAGGAAUGUUGUCUCUUAUGGCGAAGCACUGUGUUUUGUUAUGAGGAGACACGUCACGCGAUUUGGUUAGGCUUUAUGACAAAUUAUGGAUUUUUAUUCGCGUCUUUCAAAUCACACAGUUGAAAACCUAAUGUAAUCCACGAGCCGAUAUAAAUACGACUGUGAACAGCUGUAUUAAGGUAAGCCUGGAUAUCACCAUUCGCGUAAAAGUUCGUGGUAGCUUUAUCAAUUUCACAGCCACUUCUUUUCGGAAAGGUAAAUGUCAAAAGUUGCAGAAAAAAUAUGAAACGUUUCCUCAGGAAAGCACGUUUUUUAAGCCUUCUCAUUAGAGGAAUAAAAAACAAAAGAGUCGAAAUUAUGCUAAUAUACAGAGUUAAUUCAUUUUACUUGAAAGAGCAUUUAUUGUUGCAGACAACAGUAAUCAUUGACCUUGAAACAUAGACUCUACGCCUGCGGCUGAAAGCAAGAUGUAGUAAGCACUUUUUGCACGCGAAUAUUUUAUUAAAUUAAAAUGGUCUAUCAAAAAACUAAGUAAUUACUCAAACAAAACCGGGAACAUAUUACGCAAGACAUUACACUAUUUCGUUCGAAGGAAAUGUCCUGUUUUUCCUUAGGAUUAUCCGGUUAAUAAGUUCAAAGUUAGGAAAUUAUAAUCAUAUCAUCAAUACUGUUGUGGUCAGAUGCCAAAUAUAUCUUUACGCCACAUAAAAUAUGGCAAAACAUUUAAGCUUCCCUUUAUUAUCAGCAACUAAGUGUGUAUGUAAACAAACUUUAAUUUCACACAGGUCUGUGUGACAGUUUUAUAACCAAAAUAAUCAUUUGCUGGCGCAAAUUUUCAAAGUUGCUGUCAUAGCAAUGACUACAUAUGGGUUAAUUUAAUACAUGUCUCGCCAGAAACUUAAAAACAAUACCUUUUAAAGGAAUCAGUUUUCCUCAAAAGGUGAUGACAUUUCUUAAACACAUUUAGGAUCAUUUUUUACUAAAGAAAUUAUUUGACUGAAAUGAUUAAUUUUCCAACGGAUUUUUUCUGUCAUUCGUGUUUACAAGCGACUUUUAAAACUUUGAGAAUGUAUUACACAGAAUGGAAGACUUAUCAAAUGGAUCAAAAUAUCAUUUGAGAGAAGAAAUUAAAAACAAGUAAGGAUUUAUUUUGAGAUAGGAAUGUUGUUGAGCCAUGACAUAUGGCCAAUGAUAUUUAUUGCACCUCCCGUAUAAGAAGUUGUACCACCAAUGUUAUUUAAUCUAUACAUUAAGAUAUGCAGGGCACAAUGAGUAAGAUAUAUCAAUUUUUGUACCAGGUGAAUCGCUAUUGUGAUUGCCUAUGUAAUUACUCAAAAUGUAAUGAAUUAAAUUCAAUUUUU